CCCACAACACUCUGACCUCUACAGCCCCGCCUACACCCCGCUCUGUACAGCCCCCACCCACAACACCCUGCGCUGUACAGCCCCCUGCUACACCUACACCCCUCAACCUCUGCAAACCCCCACCCCCACACUCAUCUAACCUGUACAGCCCAGCCUGCACCCCUCCCAGAUCUAUACAGCCCCCCACCCACAACACUCUGACCUCUACACCCCGAUCUGUACGGCCCAUCACCUCACAAGACUCUGCACUGUACAGCCCCUCGCCCCACCUAUACCCCCCGAACCUGCACAGCCCCUCACCUACAACCCCCUGCCCUGUACAGCCUCUCUGCCUACACCUCCUGAUCUAUGCAGUCCUGCCCACCACCCCCUCUAUACAACCGCCUGUCCUCCACACUAAUCUCUACAGCCCCCCUGCCCCACACCCCUCGACCCAGCUCCCCAUUCCACACACAUCCUAACCUGUACAACCCAGCCUACACGUCCCGCACACCCCAUCUGUACAACUGCCUGCUUCCCACCCCCUUGAUCUGUUCAGUCCCCUGCUUCACACACCCCAACCUACACAGCCCCGCCUACACCCCAGCUUGUACAGGCCCACACUCUCCCCCACCCCAGCCCAGCAGACCCCCCCACACCUCGAUCUGUACAGCCACACACACAUACCCCUGAUCCGUACAGCUCUGCAUACGCCCCCGAUCUGCACAGUCACAUACCCCUGAUUUGUACAGCCCUGCAUACACUUCUGAUCUGUACAGCCACAGCCCCCACACCCCCUGAUCCGUACAGCCGUGAGUGCACACACCUCUGAUGUGUACAGUCCUCUGCUCCCCAUGUGUCUGAUCUGUACAGCUCUCCAGGGUUUGGCUCCUGUUGUCUCUUCCCCUCCUAGAGUUUUCACCCAGGAGUUGAGAUCUGGGGAAGUGGGGUGCCUCUGGGGCUGGGAGUCCCUUGAGCUGUUUGUCCCUGGGCUGAGGCAGGGUGUUCUCAGCACAGGUCUCAGGAUUUAACCCCAUGCCAUUUGCUCUGCCCAAGCACAGAGUUGGUAAUCUUUGGGGCAUGUUGCAAAACCAGGCAUGUUUACUCAGGCUUUCCUUGAGCGGGGAAUGGGCUCAACUUCUGAGAAUUGAGCUGUUCUCAAUCCUGCAAUGAGCUCCCUUCAGCUGGUCUCCAUGGGGCACUGUGCUGGCACAGAGAUCCAUCCACACACCGCUCAUUGCAAACCUGGGGCCUUAGCGGGCAGACUUCAGAGAUAUAAUGGUUCCUGCAUCCCAGGCCUCGCUACAAGGGGCUGGCAGGGCUCUGCACAGAACGAAGAGGUGACUCUCAGCCCUAGCCUGAUGCGCAGAGCUCUGAGUGCUUUGUGAUGAGCCCUUCUCGGAGGAGGGGACUACAGAAACCUUCCACUUGUGCACUCCUGGAGAACAAGCCCUCCCCUGUGCGUGGCUCUCCUAGGUCUGUGUGAAGGGAUCUCACUCCAAGAGGCUGCUGACGCAGCAGGGCUGUGCUGGGAGAAUGGUCUUUGCCCAGGUAGAAGCGAGCCCUGGGAAGUGCUGGCAGAAGGUGCUGUAUGAGAGGCAGCCCUUCCCAGAUAACUAUGUGGACCACCGGUUCCUGGAGGAGCUGCGGAAGAACAUCUACGCCCGCAAGUACCAGUAUUGGGCAGUGGUGUUUGAGUCCGGGGUGGUGAUUCAACAGCUGUGCAGCGUCUGCGUCUUCGUUGUCAUCUGGUGGUACAUGGACGAUGGACUGCUGACCCCACAGUGGCUGUUCGGGGCUGGGCUGGCCUCUUCCCUGAUUGGCUACAUCCUGUUUGAUGUCAUAGACUUGGGGAUGGGGAGGAAGGAGAGCGGUCGGACCCGGUGGGCGGACUUGAAGAGCACCCUGGUGUUCAUAGCUUUCACCUAUGGCUUCUCCCCGGUGCUGAAGACCCUGACGGAGUCAAUCAGCACGGACACCAUCUACGCCAUGUCAGUCCUCAUGCUCCUGGGGCACCUGAUCUUCUUCGACUAUGGGGCCAAUGCCGCCAUCGUCUCCAGCACGCUGUCCCUCAACAUGGCCAUCUUCGCCUCCGUGUGCCUGGCCUCCCGGCUGCCCCGCUCCCUGCACACCUUUGCCAUGGUCACCUUCGCCAUCCAGAUCUUUGCCCUGUGGCCCAUGCUACAGAAGAAGCUCAAAGCACGGACACCCUGCUGCUAUGUGGGGGUGACCCUGCUCUUCGCCCUGUCUGCGCUGGCUGGGCUUCUGACCAUCUCAGGCGUCGCCGCCCUUCUCUUUGCCCUUCUGCUGGUCUCCAUUUCAUGCCUGUGUCCUUACUGCCUCAUCCGGCUGCAGCUGCUCAAAGACAACAUCCAUGGGCCUUGGGAUGAAGCUGAAAUCAAGGACGACCUCUCCAGGUUCCUCAUGUAGACUCGUCUAGGACAUGUGGCAGGCAGGCAGGACCCCUACAGUGCUACCGGAACAAAAGCCUUCUGCCUUAGAGACGACCUCCUGAGUGCCAGUGUUAUAAAAGAGUCUCUUCUCCCAGAGUGAGACAAACUGCUUGGUACAUACUAGGAACUUCCCUCUCCCCCCGCAAUGUAUAUGUGUAUCGCUCUCAUUCAUUAAUACUAGCUGAGCUCCCACCGCGGAAGUGUGGCGAGAGCACAGGUAGACAGAGGACUGCAGGCAAAUGCCAGCAUUUUAUCCACCAUGUCACAUGCUCAGAGCAGGUCUCCAUGACAUAUGUGGCACUUAAUACCAGCUAUAGGGCACGAGCAUCUUCUCCCCACUAGUGCUGCUGUUGGCUCUGCUGCUUGGGGAACUGAAUUAAUGGUAGCAAUAGUGGGGAAUGUUUUAGCCAAAGUUUGCUGGUGUAGGUGAGGCCCACUGGAAUUGCUGGGUAUUUGGAGAGCAGCUUUUGAAAUCUCUUUGGCAAGCUGGACUUUCUGGCUAUUAAAAGCAUCCAAUCCCUCAAACCUCCCUGCCUUUGUCAUUCUUCUGUGAGACAGCCCAGCGGGAGCAGCACAUGGGGGGCAGCUGAUGGGGCAGGCAGAUCAGAUCCAGGGGCUGUAUUUUGUCUAAGGGCAGAGCUUUCAUUUCUUAGUUCAGAGGUGUCACCGCAGAAGCAGGAGUGUGGGGCAGGCGGGCAGAUCAGGAGUGGGAAUGCAGGAUACCUGACUGUGCAUUGGAAGGCCCUGUGUUUGCUCCCAUUCCAGUGUUACAUGGAAUUUCUAUGUGUCACUGUAACACAACCAGUGAGAAACUCAAGCAGAACACCCUGGCUUUAUCUCCCUGCAGCUUGCAAAGCUGUUGGGUCCGAUGUGUGUCCGGAAACACCCCCAGGUUCUUAUUGUGAUGGCAUCUUUCCUUCUCAGGCUGAUGUAGCGCUGGGUAUUUCCGCCAACAGACAGGCACAAGCAGAGGAAGGGGAUUGUUUGCCAAAGGCUUCCAGCAACACUCUGGCGAGCCAGCUUGGUCUGCUUGGCUGGAACACAAGAUGAUGGACGUGCCUCAAUUGUCUGACCUUAUCGUGCUGCUCCCCUUUGAGUCCAGUCCAUUACCGACUGACUCAGCUGUGGCUAGUGCUGUCUCCUUCCCACGAGAGCAAGACAUCUCGGCUGUAGCAGCUCUGAGAGGCCUCUCCUUUCGCACCUCUGUGCUACCUGUGCUCUGCAGGACUGUUUGUUCCCAGCACACUUCAGCAGGGAUCGCUCGCUCCUUGUCAGAUCCGAGGGCUGGAUUCUGGGUUUUACGCAUUCAUUCAGGGAGAGGCUUAGUUUAAAUCAUGGUCAUGGGUGUAAUUCCCCCAACCCCACAGAUGGGUUUGUUUCAUGCUGCUCAUCCAUGCACUCUUGCUCUGAUGUGUGAGCUCCUCCAUCAGCGAUCUCUGGCAGUGCUCCCUGCAUUGACAGGUUGGUGCUCAGCACUCGCCCUCUGGAACAGCUGUUCCUGCUAGUGCUCUGAGUCCUGCUGGUUACUUCAGUGUUAGGGCAGCGUGGCAGGGAGGGCAUGAAGAACAGACUGAGAGGAGUCAAACAGCAAGAGGGGAUUGGUGGAAUGGCUCAGCUGUACAAUAAACCCCAGCCUCAGCGUGCAAGGUCACCUCCUGUACCCAGAUAGCACUACGGAAAUGAUUAUUACAAUAGAGCCUAGGGUCCCAUUGUGCUAUUGUACAUACUGUGACAAAGUUCCUCCUCUACCUUAGUGGAUCCUGCGCUUAUUUGUUGCAAU
Mauremys reevesii (Reeves's turtle) is the source of this 4212-nucleotide messenger RNA. It is a transcript of the gene PIGC, whose product is annotated as phosphatidylinositol glycan anchor biosynthesis class C. Bases 1516 to 2409 code for a protein of 297 amino acids. Lineage: Eukaryota; Metazoa; Chordata; Testudines; Geoemydidae. The transcript is spliced from 2 exons. Gene Ontology annotation, cellular component: glycosylphosphatidylinositol-N-acetylglucosaminyltransferase (GPI-GnT) complex; membrane. Gene Ontology annotation, biological process: GPI anchor biosynthetic process. The record is from RefSeq and is a predicted model, not a curated record.